AUGAAGAUCCAGGCUCUUUCUGCUCUCCUUUUCCUCCUGAUUGCCGCAAACGAAGCCAAAGUUUGGGACAAAUGUGAACUGGGCAGAGAGAUGAAAAGCAAAGGCCUGGAUGGGUUCUAUGGCUACCCACUGGGGAACUGGAUCUGCAUGGCCUUUCACGAGAGCAAAUACAAUUCCAGCGCUGUGAGCUCCUCCAAUACAGAUGGCGGCGUAGGCUUUGGAAUUUUUCAGAUAAGCAGCAAAUACUGGUGCCAAUAUGGAAAACUUUAUUCAGAAAACCGGUGCGACAAACUCUGCGGCAGUUUCCUAAAUGAUGACAUCAGCGAUGACAUUGAGUGUGCUAAGAAAAUGGUCAAUAUCAGCCAAGGGAUGCAUGUCUGUGCCUUGGAGGAUGGAGAGCUGGAAGACGUGUGCCAGGCAGUGGACUCUCCAUUAACCAUGAGUAAUGGUCGUCAGGGAUGA
This is a messenger RNA of Heteronotia binoei (common prickly gecko), 462 nucleotides long. RefSeq names its product lysozyme C, milk isozyme-like. The coding region runs from base 1 to 462 and encodes 153 amino acids. Gene Ontology annotation, molecular function: lysozyme activity. The record is from RefSeq and is a predicted model, not a curated record. The transcript is spliced from 4 exons. Lineage: Eukaryota; Metazoa; Chordata; Lepidosauria; Squamata; Gekkonidae.